Molossus molossus (Pallas's mastiff bat) is the source of this 2687-nucleotide messenger RNA. It is a transcript of the gene ATAD1, whose product is annotated as ATPase family AAA domain containing 1. The transcript is spliced from 10 exons. Lineage: Eukaryota; Metazoa; Chordata; Mammalia; Chiroptera; Molossidae. The record is from RefSeq and is a predicted model, not a curated record. Bases 61 to 1194 code for a protein of 377 amino acids. Gene Ontology annotation, cellular component: mitochondrial outer membrane. Gene Ontology annotation, molecular function: ATP binding; ATP hydrolysis activity.
UUAAUGUCUGAAAGCCUUCAUGGAACAUGUGAAGUUCGGAUAUAACUUGACUAAUCCUACAUGAGUGGAGAGAAGUGGCCCACCCAGAAUACCAGGGCAACUGUCAAGAUGGUACAUGCUGAAGCCUUUUCUCGUCCCUUGAGUCGGAAUGAAGUUGUUGGGUUAAUUUUCCGUUUGACAAUAUUUGGUGCGGUAACAUACUUUACAAUCAAAUGGAUGGUAGAUGCAAUUGAUCCAACCAGAAAGCAAAAAGUAGAAGCUCAGAAACAGGCAGAGAAGUUAAUGAAGCAAAUUGGUGUGAAAAAUGUGAAACUUUCAGAAUAUGAAAUGAGUAUUGCCGCUCAUCUUGUAGACCCUCUUAACAUGCAUGUUACGUGGAGUGAUAUAGCAGGUUUAGACGAUGUCAUUACGGAUCUGAAAGACACCGUCAUCUUACCGAUCAAGAAGAAACACUUGUUUGAAAAUUCCAGGCUUCUGCAGCCCCCAAAAGGUGUUCUUCUCUAUGGGCCUCCAGGCUGUGGUAAAACGUUGAUUGCCAAGGCUACAGCCAAAGAAGCGGGCUGUCGAUUUAUUAACCUUCAGCCUUCAACACUGACAGAUAAGUGGUAUGGAGAAUCUCAGAAAUUAGCUGCUGCUGUUUUUUCCCUUGCCAUAAAGCUACAGCCUUCCAUCAUCUUUAUAGAUGAAAUAGACUCCUUUCUACGAAACCGUUCAAGUUCUGACCAUGAAGCUACAGCCAUGAUGAAAGCUCAGUUUAUGAGUCUCUGGGAUGGAUUGGAUACUGAUCACAGCUGCCAGGUCAUAGUGAUGGGAGCUACUAAUCGUCCCCAGGAUCUUGACUCAGCUAUCAUGAGAAGAAUGCCUACAAGAUUUCAUAUCAAUCAGCCUGCUCUGAAACAAAGAGAAGCAAUUCUGAAACUCAUCUUGAAAAAUGAAAAUGUGGAUAGGCAUGUGGACCUGCUAGAAGUUGCCCAGGAAACUGAUGGGUUUUCAGGAAGUGACCUAAAAGAGAUGUGUCGAGAUGCUGCCCUUCUCUGUGUCAGGGAAUAUGUAAAUUCCACAUCAGAGGAAAGCCACGAUGAAGAUGAAAUUCGGCCCGUGCAACAGCAAGACCUGCAUCGGGCAAUUGAAAAGAUGAAGAAAUCAAAGGAUGCAGCAUUUCAGAAUGUUUUAACACACGUUUGUUUAGAUUAAGAGUAAAGUCAUUUGUACAGGUCAGUGUAACCUGGUUUGGUGUGCCCUGUUAUCAUUAGUGAAAGUAGAAUGGAAGGAAUGUUCUUUAAACAGUGAGGGAGUCGAAUGACACUGGUUUUAUACUCUUGAGUUCUAAGUUAUUGAGAUGUAGUUGUUACAUAAACGGUAUUACCACUUGUCAGAAAUCAUGAGGAGGAACAAUUUAAUCCAGCCUGCGUGUGGGUGCUUGUGUUUGACCUUUUUAGCCAUAUGUUGCAGCCUUAUAGCAUCUAAGCUGGUCUUAAUAGGUGAUUCAUUAGUGAGAAAUGGACACGUGGUUAAGUGCUGCAUUCUAGAUAUGUGAGUGUGUGUGUGUGUGUGUGUAUUAAAUGUAUAUAUUCACACAUUUUAUAUUGACAUUCUGUAGAUAUGUUUGAAUACAGAAACUUUUUUUUACCCCAACUACUGAAUCAAAAAGUACCAAAUACUGUAUAACGAAACUAAGAUUGAAGGUUGUGUGUAAAAGGUACAGUGAUUCAGCCAUUUUCAGUUGUUACUUGUUUCGGCUUUUUUUUUAAGUUUGAGCAUUCUCUGCAGUUGAAUAAUUGGAGUCAGCCACAUCUGAAUACUUAUAUGUGGUUCAAUGAUUAUGGUUGUCAGAAUAAUCAAAUAACAAUACUUGUUCAGAGAUCUGCAUUGAAUGGUUUUCAGGCAGUUGUGUGAUCUACGCCCAGUUCACCUUUCUGCAUGCACACUGAGACAUUUUCAAAUUGAUAUACGUGCAGGUGAUUGAAAGCCACUUGAAACAAUAGCUUUGGAAAACCUCAGUGCCAUACAAUACAUGUACGUGACUUUCCCUUUUUUCAUUUACUGCUACAUAGUUCUGUUGUAACCAUGGUUGUUUAAUGUUAUUUUAAAGUCAUAUGUUCUUUAUAGUCAAAUAUAAUUUGGUCAUCAAAAAUAAAACGAUAAUUUAAAAGAAGUAGUUGUUACUAAAUGUGCUGAAAAUACUCAUUUUGUAAUUGAAAUUUUAAAAGGUUUCUUAGCAUAUUAUAAAUUGCACCUAGUUAGUACAAAUAUACACAUCAGAAUCCCCAUGUUGUAUCUGUAGUCACUGGAUGGGGCUGUGUGUACUGCAUAUAGGUGAAACAUUCUUUUGUCCAUAGUUUCACUAAUGAGGACUCUGUCAUGGGCACGUAAACACACAGCAUGCGGGGCGUGGCACACUGUGACCCCGGGGCGAUUUCUGAAUCAUUAGAAAGCUUCAGAUGUUGUUUUCAUUGUAUUUCUUUGAAAACUCAAUUUUUGUGACUUAUUGAGUUAAUUUCUUUGAUAAUAAGUCUCUCACUAGAGAGACUUAUCCCCUGUUGAAUAGUUUGUUCUUCCGUUGUGCUUUGAUUGGUGGGUGGAGCAGAGGUUGUGGGAGGACACUUUGGAUAACAAAAAUCAAGUUUUGAAAAAUUGUGAAGAUGAUUGAAAAAUUGAAUGCAAAACACAAAAUACCAAAAAAUAUA